Molecule: messenger RNA, 2406 nt
Organism: Schistosoma rodhaini
Lineage: Eukaryota; Metazoa; Platyhelminthes; Trematoda; Strigeidida; Schistosomatidae
Source: the annotation of a GenBank genome assembly
AUGUAUAGUCUUGCCCCUCCAGAAGCUAAAAAGACUUUUACAUCGAAAACGGCCCUCGAAAAUGCUGUAUCUCACAUCAUUGCUGAUAUUUUUGCUAAGGAUUUGGAUAUAAUACGAAAGGCUGAGGAGUUAUGUUCAAAGUACAUUGCUACACUUGUCACAGCUAAGAAAUCAAAACGUGGUAAGAAAGUUGAACAAUCGUCAGGAGGUAAUCUUCCAAACUCUAUGUCCAUUGAUUUUGAUGAGAAUGAGAAUGCUGAUGAUGCCGAAUGUAUUCAGAAUUCGCAUUCUUCUAUGAAUAAUACUAAUAAUAAUUCUAAGAAGGAUGAUUUGGUUAUAUUUAAAAAUUAUUUAAAUUUUUCUCGUCCCGUCUCAUCAAUACUAGCACAUCAGGUGUUAGCUAUUAAUCGAGCUAACGAAAGAGGUGUAAUCACCGUAAAAAUCCACUUAUCACCACAAGUACAACAUAAUUGUGCAACAUUUGUAUCUCAAAAAUAUUUUCCUACCACUAACCGUAUUCAUUGGGAUUUUGUAAUGUCAGCUUUUAAUGAUGCAUGGAAACGUUUAAUUGAUCCACAUUUAGUGCGUAGUAUACGCACUAAAUUAACAACUUCAGCUCAAGAUGCAUCUCUUGAAGUAUUUUCAGAGAAUCUUCGACGCCUCCUAAUGACGGCUCCGUUACGUAUUCCAGUUUUAUCAAAUGAUUCCACAGUCAAAAAUGAAAAUGACAUUGGCAUGAUAUCUUCAGCGUCUGGUGCACCAGGUGAUCGUCUUCCUGUGAUUGGAUUAGAUCCAGGCUGGAGAAAUGGUUGUAAAUGGGCUGCAUGUGAUCCUCAUGGAAAUGUUUUAAGCACAGGUAUUUUAUGGCCACCGCAUACAUUGUCUGUUAUUCCACCGAAGAAAUUGAGCGUGCAAAAUGGACCAAUGAGUAAUAAUGGUUUGGGCGCAUUGACUGCAGUUAUGCAACGUCAUCAAAUCGAGACAAUAGCUCUUGGUAAUGGUCAAGGUAGUCGACAAACUGGUUCCUGGUUGGCAUAUUUAAUACAAAUUCAACAUUUCAAACCUUUAAAUGUUCGUUACGCUGUUGUGAGUGAGUGUGGUGCUUCAUAUUACAGUGCAUCAAAGGUAGCUUGUACAGAAUUACCAGAUUUAAAUGUUAGUUUCCGUGGUGCAGUGUCUAUAGCUAGACGUUUACAAGAUCCUUUAGCUGAAUUAGUCAAACUUGAACCAAAACAUUUAGGUGUUGGUAUGUAUCAGCACGAUAUACCAGUUAAUCAACUAACUUCCGCUGUUCAUAAUGUUAUGGAAGAAUGCAUAAGUUUUGUUGGUGUUGAUUUGAAUGCAGCCCCAUUGCAUAUUUUAUCACGUGUUGCUGGUUUAUCUGAGAUGAAAGCCAAAGCAAUUUUAACAUAUCGUUCACAAGUUGGUCCUUUCCGUUCAAGAGCUGAUCUUCUUAAGGUUAAAGGUAUUGGACAAGCUACAUUCGCUCAAUGUGCUGGAUUUGUACGUGUCAAACCCACCUAUUCUACAACUACUUUAGAUGGGACUAAGGAUGUUGAAAUGAUUUCUAUUUCGAGUGGUGAUGAUAAUGAUGGUGAUGAUUUAACUUGUGAUACUCAAAUAACCAAUAUUUUCACUGGUAGCACUAAACGUAAACAUAUAUCUAAUGAAUCAAACAAGAAAUGUAAAAAACGACGAAUUAUGGACGUAACAGUUACUGAUCAAUCCGAUGUGAAUUGUUUUAAUCCAUUAGACCAGACUGCUGUUCAUCCUGAUUCAUAUGAAGUUGCAGCAAAUAUUAUUUCAUUGCUCCAAUUAAAUCUGACAGAUGUAGGGUCGAUGAAAAUGAGAACAGCCGCAACACAGUUUAUGAUCAGUGAAGAUAGAGAUAAACGACUUGAACAGUUUUGUUCGAAAACUGUUGGACUUGAUACUUUACGUGAUAUUCUCGUAGCACUAACACGUCCUUUGGAUUUCGAUGAGCGUCAAGACUGUUUUACUCCAUUGUUUCAUUCGACCGUAAUGAAAAUAUCGGAUUUACGUAAAGGUAUGCAAGUGAAAGGUCGUGUAGAGAAUGUCACUACUUUUGGUGCAUUCUGUGACAUUGGUGUUGAAGAAAAUGCCUACAUUCCAAGACAUGAAUAUCCUCGAAAUUGUUCAACAUCUAACCUAAAGAUUACCAGUGGAACGUCUACCACUGGGAUUGGCGUCAGUGAUGGCGGUGAUAUUCAUCACAAAAUGUUCACUUUACGUUUAGGUGAUCGAAUCAAAGCUACUGUAUCGAGUGUUGAUAUUAAGUAUAAACGAGUUGCAUUGCAUAAAGUUUUUGUAAUGACAUAAAUAUGAUUGUUGUUUUAAUCACUGAGAGAGGAGAUUCAAAUAGACGUUGAUGUACAGCAUUUCUAC